Acanthoscelides obtectus is the source of this 306-nucleotide messenger RNA. Lineage: Eukaryota; Metazoa; Arthropoda; Insecta; Coleoptera; Chrysomelidae. The record is from the annotation of a GenBank genome assembly.
AUGAUUGUCAACUUGGACAAUGAAACAGAUCAACCUGACUGUCAGGAACUUCCUACCGUUGACAAUACAAAUACUGACGAAGAUAUAAUCAAUGAAACAGAACAAACUGACUACCACGAACUUCCUUUUGUUAUUGACAAAACCAAUACUAAUGAAGACGAACUUGACAAAGAUGAUGAAACCCGGCACUCUAAUAAUCAACACCCGGUUGUUACAAUUCCUAUAUCAGACCAACCAUUGAACUUUGGCCAAAAUCAGAUCAGCUUCAGAGACACAAGCAAGGUGUACAAAGCUUUGUUUCCAUAG